Messenger RNA from Symbiodinium natans, 315 nucleotides. Lineage: Eukaryota; Dinophyceae; Suessiales; Symbiodiniaceae. The record is from the annotation of a GenBank genome assembly.
AUGCAGAACCGGCUUUGCAAGUCGACGGCGCGGCCUGAGCGACCUGCGUGCGAUCUGCACGGUCUGACCUGCGCCACAUGGACGGCCCGGACGGCCAGCGGAGCAGCCCGCGAACCCGUCUCCGAACCAGUCCGUGCAGGCUGCACAGCACCAGAGGGGCUUUGUGGGGCCUGCGCAGAGUGCUGCAUCGCAGUUGUGGGUUCUCACUUGCAGCAUGCUACUGGUACAGCCUCGUGUGAUCGGCCCGACAUCGUUGGGAGGCCAGAACUUCAGGAAGCAGCUCUUGGAGGAUUGGAAAGCGUUUUGGGCUACUAA